GGCAGCAGCUCAUUGACUCUGAGGUAAACAUGCAGGUCGUGAUUCAGUCGGGAGUCUGACCCUCGCCGGUCGCCCGGACCAAUCACGGAGCAGUUUGGCGCAGAGUCGCAACAACAGGAAGCAGUCGGCAUAAACACGAGCUAUAAACACAGUAAACAGAAAAGGCGACACAACGCUGCGCCGCGCCGCUGAUUAAAGGGCGAAGACGUUUGCCAAAGAGGCGUUGAGAGGGAGAACGUACACAAACAGUCAGCGAUGGAAAUCCCAAAGAGAGUCAACAAAUCAGACUGAGGCCAGGUCUAAAAAUAGGCGUAAUGAAGAUGGUGUGAGGUCUGCGUGAUAGUUUCAUUCAUCUAUGAGUUGUGUGUUUGUUAGCAAACCACAUCCACUGCUGAGCAUUUGGAGGAAGUGGUUUGUCUGCAAAGAAAAAAGAAGGAAAAAAAAGGGUCAUCUGGCUUCACUUUGUGUACUUUUAUUUUGAAAAUUCAAGUUUUCCCUCUGAAGGGGAGACAUGACAGGAAACGCUGUUUUUCGUGGUUUGGUCAAGAGAUUUUCUUUUGAGACCAGCAGACAAAUAAUAUUAUUAUCUGUAAAAUUCUCAAAAAUUCACCAAAAGUUACCAUUAGAUAAUCAAAAACAAACAUUUCAGCAAACUUGUAAUGCAAAAAACAGCCUUAAUGUCAGUAAUCAUCUAUUAACAUUUUUAUUUAUAUUCACCUUUAGCGUUGUUCUAUUGUAUUUAUAACUUUUUUUUGUUUACCCACUUGUAAAAGAGACCUUGAUCUCAAUGCAAUGUUGAUUUAUUGCCGAAAAAGAGACAAAACACAUCAUAAAGUAACAGAUGAAUUUGAUUGAUCUCUUUCUGUUAAUCAAUGUUUCUAAAGAUAACACAGUAAUGGUACAGUGAGUUAUUUAGGACAUUGUAAUCACGUAUGGAAAACCUGACAUUGUGGCGUGUAUCUUUUUUGAAGUUAUCUUUCUUCUAUUGCUUUCUUGUCAUUGUUGUGUCUUUACUUAAAAAAAAAAAACUUUUGGUGCUAUUGUUGAAUUUUCCCAAAUCAUGCUUUCUUCCUUUUUUGUCAUUUUUUUGAUGAAGCUCAAAUAAUCCCUUUGAAAAGGCUUUGUGACAACAUUUUAAUUUUUCUAACUGGAUUUUAUGCCGCCUUAUAAGUGUCCACGUAAAUAAUACAAUUCAAAAUAUAAUAUCAGAAUGUUCUGCUGGCAGGGUGAUUGAUGCGUGACAUUAAACACAGAGCAAUGAGACUGAUUCAGAAUAAUUACAAUUAUUAGUCAAAGAUCUAUCGCCACCCAGCAAAUGGCCAUUGGCGUUAAUUCAUCCUUUAUAGUAGUAUACUUGACCUCCUUCGUGGUAUUACUGCAGUAGUACUACAGUCUGCAGCAGACCGGAUGAGCCCAGUCAAGGUAGCUUCUGGUUACAAACUUUGGACCAAUCAGAGCGCCGCUUUGCCUUCCUGCCGCAGGAGCAGCAGAAGUUCAACCUGGAGCCGCUUCUCGAGGAGGGGUGGGGGGGGGGACACGGGAGAGACACCAACCGGCCCUUAAAUCCAAACCGUUCAUGCUGACUGUGUCCCGCCGACGCGCCAAAUGUCCUCGCGGGAAACGUCUCCCCGGUGAUGACGAUGUUGGGUAUGUACGUGCCGGACCGCUUCUCCCUGAAGGCGUCACAGGUCCAGGAUGGAAUCGGUCUCUACACGGCGAGGCGCGUGAAAAAGGGAGAGAAGUUCGGCCCGUUCGCGGGGGAGAAGAGGCUUCCUGCGGAGCUGGAGGAGAGCUCGGACACCCGGCUCAUGUGGGAGGUCCGCGGCACCAAAGGAGAUGUUCUGUAUAUUCUGGACGCCAGUAACCCGCGGCACGCCAACUGGCUGCGGUUUGUCCACCAGGCGCCUUCACAGGAGCACAAGAACCUGGCGGCCAUACAGGACGGAGAGAACAUCUUCUACCUGGCCGUGGACGACAUCGAGACGGACACGGAGCUCCUGAUAGGCUACCUGGACAGCGAUAUGGAGGAAGAGGAGGAGGAGGAAGAGGAGAAGGUCAUCCGAGAUGAAGACGAAAACAGCAAAGAAGCUAAGCAUCUUGUGGAAAUGGAACUGGUCAUAAAGAAGGAGGACCACCCCUGCUUGCUGUGCGAGAGCAGCUUCCCCAGCGAGGAGAUCCUGGCUGCCCACCUCCAGAGUCUGCACCAGAGGCCCAGCACGGAGGAGAAGGACUUCAAAUGCAAGACCUGCGGCAAGAAGUUCCCCGUGAAGCAGGCUCUGCAGCGCCAUGUUCUGCAUUGUACUGAAUCUCUGGACCCAUCCGGCGACUCUAAAGCCCACCAGUGCUCCAUCUGCCACAACACCUUCGGCUCCAUAUCCAGCUUUGAACAGCACAAGGAAGCCUGCAGAGGAGACGCCCGCUUCAUCUGCAAAGCAGAGAGCUGCGGCAAAAGAUUCAAGAGCAAAGACGCUCUGAAGAAGCACAAAGGAAACGUUCACACGGGGAGCGCGCGGCGGAAACUCACGUGCACCAUAUGCAACAGGAAAUGUUCCUCCUCGCUGAACCUGCAGGAGCACCGCAAGGUGAGCCUCGCGUCGACGCGGCGGCCCGACGCCAGUUGUUGCAAUGCAUUCUGGGUGCCUUCACCUCGUCCCACGAGGUCAGGGCAAACUCGAGAGCCAGAUGAGGAGGCGUCAGUGGAGUGA
Molecule: messenger RNA, 2705 nt
Organism: Gasterosteus aculeatus aculeatus (three-spined stickleback)
Lineage: Eukaryota; Metazoa; Chordata; Actinopteri; Perciformes; Gasterosteidae
Source: RefSeq, a predicted model, not a curated record